Messenger RNA from Aspergillus glaucus CBS 516.65, 314 nucleotides. RefSeq lists its product as uncharacterized. Bases 57 to 230 code for a protein of 57 amino acids. The transcript is spliced from 4 exons. Lineage: Eukaryota; Fungi; Ascomycota; Eurotiomycetes; Eurotiales; Aspergillaceae. The record is from RefSeq and is a predicted model, not a curated record.
CUUUAGUCAAUGAUACUUGUUCCGCAGCCCAUUGCGCCUGACAGUGGACGAUGAGAAUGUCAUCCUCGCCGUCUCGAGGGGGAUCUCACCCGCCCGUCACUUCUAGUGGUAGGACCGAUGAAGGGAAAAACCAUGUGCAGGCAGAGUAUCGGGGUACGGUGGCUGACCAGGCGGAUAUGAGUGCGCUGGGAAGGGACCAGGUCCUCCGGUUGGAUUUGGUUGCCCUCUGAUCGCAACAUCGGAGGUGGUUUUGACAUUGCUUGGGCAAGGAUUGACUGACGGAGGUACGGCGGGACUGAUCUGGAGCUUUUUCA